This is a messenger RNA of Lecanosticta acicola, 1593 nucleotides long. The record is from the annotation of a GenBank genome assembly. NCBI's taxonomy places the organism in Eukaryota, Fungi, Ascomycota, Dothideomycetes, Mycosphaerellales, Mycosphaerellaceae.
AUGCGAAUGAAGGACAGCGACGACUACAUCACUGCGAGAGGCGCCAACCCUCGCACUGGUCUGAUAUCACCGAGCGUCGGCACGAGGACUCCUUGCACACCGGACUCUCCGGGCGAGGCUCUGAGGCUUCGCGACCACCACCAAGUUUCGCCAACUCGACAUCCUCGUACAAGACCGCCGAUUAGCAGAGUCUACGAGGGCAGAAAGACUAGCGGUGGGAAGGCUCGCAAAUGGGGUGUGAAUGAAGAUGGAUGGUAUAUCGAGAGCUUGGACUCUUCUCCUGCUCAACAGCCCUCCAAUCAAGACACGCAGGCACGACCCUCGAGCUCGUGCUCCUCACAUCUGAGAGAUGAUGACUUUGUGGUGCACAUGCCGUCUGCUCGAGAGCCACAGCCUUUCGCUUAUCCUGGCUACUCCGCGGAGCAAAUCGAAGCAUAUGAGCAUUACAUGGAUAAGAGCAGGCGCGUAUCAAACGAGGGAUACGAUCGGCGCUUGUUACAUGCCUCAAACUUCUCUAGCGAUUCCCCUACAUCUGAUGCAGCACAUGGCAGUCUGGGCUUCGUUGAGGCCGGAGAUGGUCUGGUUGUUUGCCCCAUCACCGGCCAAUAUUUCAGAGCAUAUCGAGACAUCAGUAAUGGCGACAUUGCGGAUCCACCUAGCAUCGCCGUACGCAAGAGACAUGCUAAAGUAGACCGGAUCAAGCAGCAAGAUAAAGAUGAAGCUCAUAAGCAUAUCGAUGGAGCCAAGUCCGGUGUGCUAUUCGCUCCUUUUGCAUCUCCCAAGACCCCGGCUACUGGGAGGCCCUUCAAGAAGCAAGUCGAAGGCUUUCCCAAAUCCUCACCGGAUGCUUACCCAGACACCAAGCAUGCCCAGAUAUGCUCGGCAACGGGAGCUAUAUCGGGAGACAAAGUGGUGGGCUCGGCGCCGAGCGCCAGGAGCGUUGCCAACGGCGAUCACUACCAUGAGCUCAUUGACUGCAAGAGAAAGAAGACAUUGCCCAGACUCCCUCCUGAUUCGGAUCCAUCGUCAGAGGUUUCGUCGGAUCUGCGCAAGCUGCCGCGCGUACGCUUGGUGCGCCCAGAAUGCGCUGCAUUACCCCAAUGCCAUCAUCAAGACGAACGGCGACGUAGCAACGACGGUGGCAGACAAUGCGCCCUUGGAUGCGAGCGAGAGGCAAGCAACGGCGAGUGUGUCGGGAAGAGGAACUCAUCGACAAGCACGGUACGGAGAAUCUCGCCGCUCGAGAACGAACCGUCGACACCGCCACCGAAAGAGCAGGCAGCAGCAUCGAGUCCUCACAGUGAUGCCGAAAUAGCUCUCAGCAUCUUUGAGGCUCUGCUGAGGUUCAUCAUGCACAUCGAGAUUCCUAAAAGUGGCCAGAUGGGGACAUUGAUGUCCUCAGAUGUGCCGACCAAGGAUCGUGUCGAAGCGCUCAAGGCUGUAGUGUCAGUUGCAGCUCAUGCCUUGGCUAUCUGCACCAUACUGGCGAUGCUAUGGAAGCUUGGCUCGGCGGCUAUGCAUUUGCUCGAAGUGCUGCUGUGGCCUCUGGAGGUACCUUUCAGAGUAUUCAGAUGGCUUACAGGCUGUGGAUAG